Prorocentrum cordatum is the source of this 369-nucleotide messenger RNA. The record is from the annotation of a GenBank genome assembly. Lineage: Eukaryota; Dinophyceae; Prorocentrales; Prorocentraceae.
AUGACGAGCCUCGCGGGCGUCAGUCUCCCGGCCGUCGGCGGAGAGUUCCCAAGGCCCAGGCCGGCGGCAGCUUGGGCAGAGCUAUCCAGCGUGGUUCCUGCGCCGAGGCAACCCUCGGCUCCCAGGAUGACCCGCGGGCGCCCCAGCGCGGGCAGGUGGCUCCACCACUCCGUGCCGCGCCAGCCGCUUGGCGAACCCCCCGCUGGCAGGAUCCGCAGGCCCCUUGGUCUUCGUCGUCCCGAGCCUCCAGCUUCAUUGACGUUCAGCCGCCUUCCCGAGACGGAGAAGCCUCGCCCUGGCAACAGCACGUCCGGCUGGUACGGUGCGUACAAGUUCAUGCCGCCCGAUUUGCUGCCCAGCACGGAGUUG